Messenger RNA from Pseudo-nitzschia multistriata, 2015 nucleotides. The record is from the annotation of a GenBank genome assembly. NCBI's taxonomy places the organism in Eukaryota, Bacillariophyta, Bacillariophyceae, Bacillariales, Bacillariaceae.
AUCCACAGCGGGGUUGUUGUUCGAACCAACGGGAAUCAAGUUCAAAUCAAAAGGAAACAAAGAAGAACUCGCCGUCCGCCGUCUAAGCAAGAUCGAAAAAGGCAGGCAUCGUUCGUGCCUUGCCGCGUUGCCGUUCCGUUCGGACCGCGAAAAGACGCAGCGCAGCGCAGCGCGACAAACCAAGAUCCCUCCCGGUGGCGGAGCAGACCCUGUCACGGACGGGCGCGUUGGUUCGUGUUUUUCGCUCUCGGAAGCGGGGACGGUGUUUCGAGCAGCACUGCCGGUGGCUGCGGUGGUCCGCUCGAACAGACGGUGGUUCCGCGCUCGGUGAGAGGGUGUCGAGACAGGAGGGCACAAGGGCAGCACCCCAUAGGCCCGGCGUGGCAACAACCAAGACCCACACCGGGAGAAUUUCAAGACCCGGGGAGGAAGAAACAAGAACGGGAAACAAGAUGCGGCAGUUGCACCACGCAAAAGCAACGAGAAAGGACACCGGUGUGUAGCGUCCCGUAGAAAAGCAACGGCAAUCUCCGUAUUGUUUGAUCGAUCAUGUGAUGAUCAUGUGAUGAUCAUGUGAUGAUCGACGCGAUGAUCGAAUCAGCAAACACAAAAGCAAGGAAAGCACGGUGCGAGUGGCGUCGCUUCCAAACUCCUCACAAAACCGGACUUGCAACCGAGCCAAACACCCAAACAAAAGCCACCCAGCACAUCGAGCGCAUCUUCGUUUCACCUUCACCUUCGCCUUCACCUCCUGCGACAGCCACUGCUACCAUGACGAUCACCAAGACGAUCACCAAGACGACCAACAACCUCAUUGCCGUCGCGGCCUGCUUCUUCUUCCUUGGCCUGACCGGUGGCGGCUCCCUCUUCUCGCGAUCCUCCCCGUGGCAGCCCCUCGCCUCCGCCGAGGACAUUGCCUGCGACGUGGAGGCGACCUACGGCACCUGGGACGACAAGCGGAUCCCCCGCAACGAGAUCGCCGUCCCCGGCAACUACGUCCUCCGGUACGGGAUCCCCACCGCCUUUUCCGAGAAGUUCGACACGAUGGCGGAGGGGGGCACCUGGAUCCGCUCCUUUGCCUUUGAGUCCUACCAGAUGACGGACGAGGACGGCCAAGUGGACUCUGGCGAAUCGGGGCGGGCAACGGCAACGGCGACGGCGUGGUUGCCGGAGGCCGCCCGCUCCCUUCGCGGCGGGGACGCACAGGCCCUGGCGGCCCCCAUCCCCAGGAACUGCUUCCGGAGCUAUUCGUGCCGCCGGAGGUACAUGAGAAUGAGGCGCAACAGCCUCCGCUUUCGCAUGAAUGGCAGGUCGGCCGCAAACAUGGGCAGGAGUUCCAUGUGCCACCUGUGCCGGGAGGACGACGACGACGACGCCGCCGCCCUGGCCACCGAGCAGCGCAACGACGAGCGCGAUCGCGAGCCCCUCUUCGAAGACGGCGCCCCCGGCCCGCACCCGUUCCCGUACCGCGAGGUGACCCUCGACGAGAUCCUGGGGAGCGGGGAGGCGCCGCUUGUGCCGCCAGGAGGCAAGCCCUCCGCCUCCCACGCCGCCUUUGAGGAAGCCUUCUGCGCCGAGCUCGGCCUCGUCAAGGACUACGACGGGUCCGCGACGGCCACGGACUGCAAGGUUCGGUUCCACUGCCGGCCCUCUACCGAGCGAGAGGUUGCCGGAGACGACCUCCUGGUCCUCGACCGCCGGGGAGGCAACAGCAACGGCGACAGCAACGGCAACGACGGCACCGUCGAACACGUAUCCCCCGGCGUUUUGUACGCGGUCCGGGCCGCUUCUCCUUCCGAUCUCGGGGAGGGAAACCACUAGGAAACCGAUCGAGAUCGCUAUCGAGAUCGCUAUCGAGAUCGUUCCCUUGACCAACACGGGGAAACCAACACGUCCGCCCAGAUGCCACAUUCCUGGCGGCUGGCGCUGCGCUGUACAAUGCUCGCGCCCAUGACCAUACACACAACCCAAUGCACCCUCCUCCACCGAUGUGUGCCUGCAUAUUUUAUUUUACC